Messenger RNA from Sinocyclocheilus grahami, 1565 nucleotides. RefSeq names its product complement component C1q receptor-like. Bases 9 to 1148 code for a protein of 379 amino acids. The record is from RefSeq and is a predicted model, not a curated record. NCBI's taxonomy places the organism in Eukaryota, Metazoa, Chordata, Actinopteri, Cypriniformes, Cyprinidae. Gene Ontology annotation, molecular function: calcium ion binding. The transcript has a single exon.
GUGCCGACAUGGAGCUCUGGACGGGAUUAUAUCUUGUGAGUCUCCUCAACAUGGCACGUUGUUUGCCUGAAUCGUCCUACACUGUUCAUUUGAACAAACUCUCAUUCGAACAUGCUCAGAGUUAUUGCAAACCAGGAAGUUUCCUGACCAACAUUCCAAAUGAGAAGGAAAUGGCGAAGAUUCUGAAAACAAUCUGGGAUGUGAAUAGCAAAACCGCCACGUCAUUUUGGAUUGGAUUGAAGAAGGAUAAAGGCAUCUGUGUUGAACAGCAUUUGCCUCUUAAAGGAUUCUACUGGACGGUGGGCAGCAGCACUCAAUCUGACGUUAAAACCUGGAAAACCGAACCUUCAAAUACUUGCGCAAAUCUUCGCUGUGGGCUGCUUUCAGUGGAACACAUUGACUCUGGUACAAAAAGCAAUGGGUUUGUGGAUGCUGCCUGCAAACAGGAACAUCCUUUCAUUUGCAAACGAAACAUCAAGCUGGCAUGUCCUCGACCAGAAAUACUCAACACACAUGACAUGAUUGAGCCAAUAAAUGAUCCGUAUACACGUCAGAUUGUUUGCCGUUCUGGUGCCAGGUUCAAUCUGACAUGCUCCAAAGAUCUAGUUUGGAAUCUGGUCGGCAACGAAAACAUGAAUAUAUCUCAACUCUGCCUAGAGUGCAGAAAAGGUUACAGGAAGGAUGCGUCCGGAAACUGUGUGGAUGUAAACGAAUGUGAAGAAUCGAAUCCAUGUGAGCACAAAUGCCUGAACACAGUAGGCUCCUACAAAUGUCUAUGUUCAUACAGUGACAAUGGCAUUUGUAAUGGACCAUCAAAGCCGCCCACCACCAAUCUGAAAAACAAUGAAUAUUCAAACAUAAACAGGGGCAAAUCUGGGCUAACUCAGCCUACGUCUCUGCCUGAUGAUGAAGUCAGAAUGAAUGAGACAGUCAUACGCAUCGAGGAGAGCGCUGGAGACAUUUCAAAUAUCGUAGUACAUGUGAUUAUAGCUCUGUUGAUUUUCAUAGUGCUGCUGGUGAUUGUGGCAGCCAUCGUGAAAGGCUGCCUGAGCAGGAGAUCCAUAAAACUGACCCGGAGGAAGGCGGAGGAUGUGGCUCUGAAUGGAUCCAGCUCCAUGGAGAAGGUGAAUGAAAAAGAGGAAACCUAAGUGGGAGAGACUGAGCAAAUGUAAGAUAAUUCAAUGUGACACAUGCAGGCUACAGAGGGUGCUUUUUGCAAGAUAUUCUUCUCUCAGAACAUUUGGGUGUGAGUUCUGGAGUCACAAGAGUGCUGUGUAAUUACUGCCUUUGAAUUUCAUUUGCCAUUCCGUCUCACAGUUGAAAUCAGGGUCUUUAUGCCAAUGUGGAUUUGGAAAUCCUAUCUAGGUCACAUCGACGGUAAUUCGAUUUUGUUUUUGUUUACUCUUUCAUAGCUGAUAUUUAAAUGCACCUAUGUGGAGAUGUAAGAACUGUUGAAGAUAUUAUGUUAAUACUGCCUUUGGAUGUGUUUUCUAAUUAUAUAUUUAUGCUAUGUUUCACAAGUUUUAAACGUGUCUUUUUAACUGAAGAAUAAGAAUAAAGAAAGA